This is a messenger RNA of Cuculus canorus (common cuckoo), 4560 nucleotides long. It is a transcript of the gene AMMECR1L, whose product is annotated as AMMECR1 like. The transcript has 7 exons. Lineage: Eukaryota; Metazoa; Chordata; Aves; Cuculiformes; Cuculidae. The record is from RefSeq and is a predicted model, not a curated record. Bases 309 to 1241 code for a protein of 310 amino acids.
CGCCCUCCCCUUGUCUCUAUGGUCGCGCGGGCCGACGGGAGGCGGGCGGACCAUGCCCCUCUUCCCUCCUUACCUCACGGGCGGGGAGGAGGCGCCGGCACCGAGGAGGCCUCGAGCCGCGCCGCCCGCUCCCCGCUUCUCCCAGGAGCCUCGCCCGGGCCCAUGGCUCCAUGAGGCGAGAGAGGACGGAGGCGGCGGGGCAGCAGCGGCGGCGGCGGCGGGGCUGAGGCGGAGAAGGAAGAGGAGCCGCGGCCGGGACGGGCGCAGGAGGGUUCUGCAGUGCUCCAGGCGGCGAGUUUUGAAGCAGGAUGGGAAAAAGACGUUGUGUUCCUCCACUUGAGCCCAAGCUGGCAGCUGGCUGUUGUGGGGUAAAGAAGCCCAAACUGUCUGGGAGUGGAACGCACAGUCAUGGGAAUCAGGCCACGACUGUAUCGGGCUCCAGUUCAGGUCCUCUUCAGAACCACCAGCAUACAGACGGGAAUAAUGGAAGGGAGAACGUAUCUGACUUGACUUUGGGCCCAGGAAAUUCCCCAAUUACUCGAAUGAAUCCCACUUCAGGAGCUCUGAGCCCACUUACUCGGCCCAAUGGAACUGCCAACAGCACCAAGAACCUGGUGGUGACAGCGGAGAUGUGCUGCUACUGCUUUGAUGUACUCUACUGUCAUCUCUAUGGUUUCCCUCAGCCACGACUUCCUCGAUUUACCAAUGACCCCUAUCCACUCUUUGUGACGUGGAAGACGGGGCGAGACAAGCGGCUUCGUGGCUGCAUCGGGACCUUUUCAGCCAUGAAUCUUCACUCAGGACUCAGGGAAUACACAUUAACCAGUGCACUUAAGGACAGCCGAUUUCCCCCCCUGACCCGCGAGGAGCUGCCCAAACUCUUCUGCUCUGUCUCCCUCCUCACUAACUUUGAGGAUGCCAGUGACUACCUGGACUGGGAGGUUGGGAUCCAUGGGAUCAGAAUAGAGUUCAUCAAUGAGAAAGGUGUCAAACGUACAGCCACGUAUUUACCUGAGGUUGCUAAGGAACAAGACUGGGAUCAGAUCCAGACCAUAGACUCCUUACUCAGGAAAGGUGGCUUUAAGGCUCCGAUUACCAAUGAUUUUAGGAAAACGAUUAAACUCACCAGGUACCGCAGUGAGAAGGUGACAAUCAGUUAUGCAGAGUACAUGGCUUCCCGUCAGCAUUGUUUCCAGAACGGCACUCUUCAUGCCCCCCCCCUCUACAAUCAUUACUCCUGACACACGGCUGCAUGACCAGUCCCACUCCCCAGUUGCUGCCAACGGCUACGACAUCAUCGGGGCAGACGCCUCCUCUUCCUGGUCCAGUUACUUCUAUUACUGCACCAUUUUAUGAUGCUAGCUUCCGUUGCCAAGUCUGCCUUCCAGCUGACCUGGGGGGAGGAUGAGAGCGUGACAGAACUUCAGGGGCCCAAGCCUUAUCUCAGCCUUCCCUCCGAACGGGGGUUCAGUUGGAUCGGGGCUCCAUGCCUACGGACUGUCGUGAGGUGCAGAAGACCUCUAGGAGAUGAAAGUGCCGCUUCAGACCGAUCCAUUCUUGUGUGUUACUGACGUUUUGGAAACUCGAGUUGUUUGUUAUGGAAGCCCCCCCCAGAUCAAGUAGGAGCAUUCCCCUGGCAGCCUGGGCAACGGAAUCCAACGAAACAGUUUUUAGGUUCUUUUAAAUUUUUUUUAACCUCCGGUCUCUGUUGUGUACCGAGAGCUGAUGGCGGUCCCCACGCAUCACAGGCGGAUGUUACGAUAUCGGGGAGGGUUGAACGUCUGGAGAGAACCCCAUCCUUGCGGACAGAAAACACUGAUGGACGUGAAAAACCUUGGAAUGCUAUUGCAGAGGAAUCCGUUACCAUCCUAGAAGGCUUUAAUUAUCAGAUCCCACCAUAGCUUGGAUUCUCUAGAAAUCCUCUUGGUUCAUGGUUCCCUGGGUUUGUAGACAGCGCUCUGUAGCCUGCUGUGACAUUGAAUGCCGUUACGGCAGUAAGAGAGAGCAAUGUGGCACAAGCUGGGUAUGCGAAGGACGAGGUACUCAGGUGUCCCUGGACAGGCCUCUCUGUUAUGACUGAGUUUUGCAUCCAGACAUUCGUAAUGGAGCCUGAUGGGAUUGGGAAUAGCGAGGGGCGUAGACUGUAGUCAGACAAGUGAGACUGAUGACUGAAAUUUGUUUAACAUAAGCUAACAGUUUCAGGGAGCUUCCUUUAGACAGGACAGCCGCUUUCUCAGGUGUGACUAUCGAUCUUGAGAAUGGGAAGCGUUCCCGUUUACAGCAGGCCUCUGGAAUCGAGCUGGGUAGUUCCGCUAUGAUUUUGUGCAGUUUAGUCGUUACUGCAUCAAGGCAAGGAGUGGGGAAACCUGUGCUACCCUGACUGUGAGAAACUUGCAUUCUAUAUUUCUCCUCCUGUCAUUGAUGAUUACAGGGACUGCUUUCUCCUAAGAGGAGGAUGAGUUAUCCGGUUGUUAUUCUGCAGCGUCACUGAGGGAUGUCAUCAACUCUAUGUUAUGACACUCUCUCAAUGAAGUCACUGGUCUUCAAAAUGUAAUUCAGGGCUUUGUUUUGUUUGUUUUUUCCAAGUUUCUGGAGGGUCAGCAGUGAUCAGGGAAGAAAAUACAGGUGCAUAGCAGAGUAAUGGCUGGUUAGGCGCAUCUGUCUUCAAAGCUUGCUUGUGGGUAGUAAUGAUGGCUCUUGGAAUUGGCUGGUGGCUCAAGCCUGAAAUUCUCUCCUGGCCUAGCAGGGAGUAGGGCUGGUAGAAAGCUCAGAGCUGCGAGUUGCUGCUCCUUCUGGUCCUAGAGAAGCAAACAGGAUCGUACAGGUUUUCAUUGUUUCGGUGUAACGUCCUCCAGCUGGAGGAGAGAGAUGUGAGGGAAAGGAGGGGGUCCUCUUCCAGAUAACGGUGCAAUAUCGACCCAGCUUUCCUCCUGCACUGGGUCAUUCUUAAUUGCCACUUUUCCCUUGUGAUGUUGUUGAAAAGCAAUUGAAGAUGGAGGAGUUGUUUCACGAUUUCCUGCUGCCGAGAAUAAAUCGGUCCUGUUACAAACUGGAGUGGUUUGUAAUUCCUCUCGCAGGUGCUGUGUAGUGACGGGUGAGGGUGGGUCAGCUCCGGACAUAGCAUUCACCUCUCAGCUGUCAAACAGUACGAUACAUAGGGCUACGCUCAUUACUGUUCCAGUGUUCUAUGUUAGAAUUUAAUUUCUAGAAGGUUUAAAACAAAAAAAAAAAAAAAGCAAGAAAAUGGUGCUAAAACUUCACCCCUGAGCACGCUCAGUGAGACUGGUCAUGCAGGCACACAGUGCCAGGCUUUCCAACAAUACUGUUUCUUUUCCAAACGUUUGCCCUGUUCUGUGUCUUCAGCAGUGUAUAGUGUUUUCCUGAUUUCAUUUUCUCGGAAUAGGGGAUGACGGUGGGGCAGGGUGGGGAGGGUUAGCUGUCGUUUCUAAAGAACAGAGUCUUAGGAUUGAGUGACUUGGUCGAUGGAGCCUGCAGUGGGCUAGAUGGUUUGGGACUGGGGAAGACUCAUCCUCUCCCACUUCCAUUUCCCCACUCAGACUGUUUAAAAAUAACAAACAAAAAUGCCUUUAAAUACAUACUGUGUUCUUGUCUUGUUGCAGUGAGGAGAGAAGCUAGCAAAUCGGAGAGAAACAGACCCUCUCGGCUUUAGUCCCCUAAGGGUCCAGCUAUAACGAGUGUGUUGAUAGUUCUGGCUCAGAAGAGUGUCUGACGAGGAGAGGUGGUCUCAGGAAAUAAUCCCGUCUCUAGAUCAUUACCUGGCAGCUAUGCGUAAGGAUGACAGAGCUGAACUAGACAUAAACCGUACUUCCCGUUGCCUCAAGGUGGAGGCAGCCAAAAUCAGUGGCGGUAAGAAUUUCUCGGGUGUUCCUUGGCUGGGACAGUAAGUUAGAGCUGCUCCGUCUCAAAGCAACUGGUUUGAUCUGGGUUUAACUCAUCCUUAGAAGCAAGUGCCUUUUGGUCUAGAAGGGCUUAUUCUCGUGACAACCACAACUGAGAAACAAUCUCACUGCAGUUAGGAAUUGUCUUUGUUUUACGGUAACUACGGAAGAAUGUCUUUGAUCACUGGAGACUGUCAGUGUUGGAAUGUUCCCACUGUGAGGUUCUGAAUUUCUGUUUCAUAAUGUUCAACAGUCAAUCUCAGCUGAGGCCAUUUCAGUUCGGGAAGAUUUUAUGGUCAAAAUAUCACAUAUCUACAAUUUAUCAGAACAAUGACAAAAAUCUGUAAGAAAAUAGGAGUUCAUUUUAACCUUUGCACAGAAUAAUUUGUUUUCAUAGUACAUUAACAAACUUCUGCAAUCUUCACUGACUAUUAGUGCUGUUUUCUGUUUGUAUUCUGGAUACUACAUGUUGUUUUGUUGGGUUUUUUGGGGUUAAUUUAUUUCCUUAAAGCAGGAGACCUCUUUUGACCUUCAGCGCAGAGAUGUCAGACCAAUUCUUUGUAUUACACUUGGUUGCCUCCUACCUAUAUAAUAACUUCUGAGUGUAAAUAAUUGAACUCUAUCCUCUAAUGAAGUAUUGUAGAGAAUAAAUCAUAACGGA